UGUCUAAGCUGUCAGAGUCUGCAUGCUUGUCGGUGGUCCCUGCCACUAGGGAACUCGAAUAUCGUCGUAUUUGCCGACUGUAGAGCACUUCUCCCCUCCUCGCGGGUGGGAGUGCAGGAACCAAGGUACAAGAUGAGCACCAUGUUCGCUGACACACUCCUCAUCGUCUUUAUCUCCGUGUGUACGGCUCUUCUCGCUGAGGGCAUAACAUGGGUCCUGGUGUACAGGACAGACAAGUACAAGAGACUGAAAGCAGAAGUGGAAAAACAGAGUAAAAAAUUGGAAAAGAAGAAAGAAACCAUAACUGAGUCAGCUGGUCGGCAGCAGAAAAAGAAAAUAGAGCGACAGGAAGAGAAACUGAAAAAUAACAACAGAGACCUAUCAAUGGUUCGCAUGAAAUCCAUGUUUGCUAUCGGCUUUUGUUUUACUGCUCUAAUGGGAAUGUUCAAUUCCAUAUUUGAUGGUAGAGUGGUGGCAAAGCUCCCCUUCACGCCCCUUUCCUACAUCCAAGGGCUGUCUCAUCGAAACCUGCUAGGGGAUGAUACCACAGAUUGUUCCUUCAUCUUCCUGUAUAUUCUCUGUACCAUGUCAAUUCGACAGAACAUACAGAAGAUUCUUGGCCUUGCCCCUUCACGAGCUGCCACCAAGCAAGCUGGUGGAUUUCUUGGUCCUCCACCUCCUUCGGGGAAGUUUUCAUGAAAUCAUCCAAAACCCUUUAAUUCCUGUCAUUCUUUUUA
Molecule: messenger RNA, 737 nt
Organism: Elephantulus edwardii (Cape elephant shrew)
Lineage: Eukaryota; Metazoa; Chordata; Mammalia; Macroscelidea; Macroscelididae
Product: transmembrane and coiled-coil domains protein 1-like
Exons: 7
Coding region: 133-699 (188 amino acids)
Biological process (GO): endoplasmic reticulum calcium ion homeostasis
Cellular component (GO): cytoplasm; endoplasmic reticulum membrane; endoplasmic reticulum
Molecular function (GO): calcium channel activity
Source: RefSeq, a predicted model, not a curated record